Messenger RNA from Lucilia cuprina (Australian sheep blowfly), 12238 nucleotides. It is a transcript of the gene ctrip, whose product is annotated as E3 ubiquitin-protein ligase TRIP12. NCBI's taxonomy places the organism in Eukaryota, Metazoa, Arthropoda, Insecta, Diptera, Calliphoridae. Gene Ontology annotation, cellular component: nuclear speck. Gene Ontology annotation, molecular function: ubiquitin protein ligase activity; zinc ion binding. The record is from RefSeq and is a predicted model, not a curated record. Gene Ontology annotation, biological process: regulation of double-strand break repair; DNA damage response; protein polyubiquitination. Bases 541 to 11427 code for a protein of 3628 amino acids. The transcript is spliced from 12 exons.
GUUGGCGCAUGACUCUGGCAUGCAGACGAGUGUGAAUUUGUGUCUGUCGUGAAAGAUUUUCAUUUUAGUAAUUAAAGUGUUAAAAAUUUAUUAAAUCGCCCAAAAACUAUUAAAAAGUGUAGUGAAAAAGGUCUUAUUUCUACAGCAAAGUUUCUUGAAACAAGAAAAACUGAUCAAGAAAUUGGACUUUAAUAAUAAUAAUUAAUAAACUAAAAAAAUAAACAUUUCAAAAUAAAAUAAAAAAUAUAUUUCAUACAAUUAGAAAAAAUAUUCUUGAAAUAGAAAACAAAAAUAAUCAAAAAAGUGCAAAAAAUUAUAAAAUUAUAAAUUGCAGAAAAUAUUUUGAAAAAUAGUGUUUUUGUAAAGUGAAAAUACUUAAAUUUCAAACUAAAGCAAAACAGAAAUUUUAAAUAAUUUAAAAUUUUUAAUCUCAAAUAAACGAAAAAAAACGUGCAUAACUCUUGAUUAUAAAUAAACAAAUUAAACGUGUUGCGCCGGGGGCAUGUUUAGUGGGAUUGAAUGUGCGGUUAAGUGUCGUCUAUGGCCGAGUCCGUUAAUUGUCAAUCGCUCUCUGCAGUGACGGAGGGGCACGACGGCAGCAUAUUACAAACAUAUGCAACAAAUACUACGACAGGAUUAAAUACCACAAAUAAAAAUACGGCCAAACAUAGACGUGGUGGUCGGCAACAACAACAACAACAUCAUCAACAACAGCAACAACAAAAACAGCAUCAACAGAAACAGCAGCAACAAACUCAUAAUAACAAUAAUAUUAGCAAAAACUUAACCGUUACUCAAACCACAACCGAUAAACGUUCACGCAGCAAGUCACGCUCUGCACAUCAAGAACACCACCAACAACAACAAACACCUUUUAAUAAUAACAGCAGUAAACGUACUUCAUCACGUAAUUCGACUUUUAACGCUUCAACAUCAUCAUCGUCAGCUGUUAUAUCACCUGCUUCCCCAAUAACUCCACCGCCUUCUACACGUAGUGAUCGUAAACGUCAUUUCGUUGAAAAGCCAGCAAUAUCAACAGCAACAACAACAUCUGCAAAUUAUUCCUCAUCAUCUAUCGGUGAUCAUCCAACAGAUUUAACAUCACCUCUAAAGAAACGUCGUUAUCAUAAUCACAACUUACAGGAUAUAGACUCAACACCGUUAUCGACAACAAGCGGUAAUAGCAGCAGUAGUAGUAAAUACAAUACACCUAAAGAACAAGAAGGUGAUUGUGUAGCACGAAGAACUCGCUCUAAAACCGUAUCACCCGAAGAACCCAGUACAAGUAGUGGUGGAGGUGGUAUAUAUAGCAGCAGUGCAUACAAUCAAAGACGGGGAAGUUAUACAAAGACAGCAGCAACACAACAGCAACAAUAUCAAAAAUUGUGUUUUGAAACGACACCACAACGCAGUACUGCGACAACAGUAACAAAUAACUGCGCCGGCAGCAGCAGUAAUAGUACAAAUACAAAUAAUAACAAUAACAAGAAUAAAGGUAAUUUAUUAAAUUAUUAUCGUAAAACACGUAAAAUCAGUCAUAGUCGUUCGUCUACAACGACAACAACAGCAACAACUUCAAGCACAGCAACUACAACAAACUCAAAUAAUACAACAAAGAGAGCGGCUGCAUUGAAUAAUUCAAUCUCUUCAAUUAGCGACGAAAGUUCGGAUACGAGUAGUAGCGAAACUCAACAACAAAAGCACCAGCUAAAACAAACAAAAACAAACGCCUUAACGUCUGAAGAAAAAUAUAAAUUUAAAUCGUCCACUGGAUCGUCAAGACACAAGAAACGGAAUUAUAGAAAUCAAAAUAAUAAAAUAAAUAAGAAAAAAUCUUCAUCAACAAAUACAGCGUCGUCAGCAACAACACCAUCAUCACAACAACAACUAUUGUCAGCGCGUAGUAAUCAGAAAAUUGAAUGUAGUAGUAAUAACGUUGUUGCCGAUAAGAAACAACAACAGCAGCAGCAAAAUAAACAUUUCUUAUCAAUAGUGGGAAAUAAAACGAAAUUAAAUACAAAAUCAACACAGAAUACUACUGCGUCUUCAACAACAACCUCAGCUACUCUUGCCACAGAAAGUGCCACAACCUCUUCAAAUACAAAUACAUUUGGCUCCAAUCACGAUCAGCAGGAACAAUCGCAAUCACCACCAACUCUACAUUUAGAUAAAAUUUCCAAAUAUCGUAAAAGUCUACGAACUUAUCAAAACUUUUUGAAUAAUUUAACAGACGAAUUAAAUACAGCAACAACACAAAACCAACAACAAACAAACGAAACGAACGCAGUCGUUGGUGAUAAUAUCCAUCAGCAGCAAGCUACCAACUCUAGCAAAAACUCCUCGAACAGCAACACAGAGCCACAACGCAGUAGCUCAUCAUCGUAUCAUUGUAAUAUCGAUAAAGAACUAUUUGCUGUUCUGAGUGCUAGUAUCGAAUCCGAAGAGGACGAGGAGGCGGACGACAAUAAUACAGCCGAAGAGGAGGAAGUUGUUGAAGAGGAAGAACAGAUCGAAGAGGAAGAGGACGAAGAGAACAACGACGACGAGAAUAUUGCCGACGACGACGUUGACAAUAACGACGACGUCGAGGAAGAAGAAGUCGUUGACGAAGACGAGGAAAUUGAACUACUCGACGAAGACGACGACGAAGAGGACGACGACGACGAUAUUGGAGACGAAGAGGAGGAUAUUGACGACGAAGAAAUUGAAGAAGAGGAAGAAGAUCUAGACGACGAUAUACACGAUUCAGUACUUGCUAUUCGAGGUAAACGCCAACAACAACAACACCAACGUAGCCAACAACAGCAGCAGCAGCAGGAACAAUUAAAAUUAAAUAAAAAACGUCUUGCUAGAAGUGGACGGCAACAAAACGAGAAAUAUUUAAAUCAAGAAAAUUGUUUACAAAAUCCCACAAAACAAACACAGCCACAUCAGCAACAACAGCAAACCCAACGACGUCUCAAGGAACGAAGUGGUGCUACACAACAUAAUCACAAUCGUUUAGCCCAGGAAGUGGCAAGUGAAGAAAUAACUACUUCUGCGACGUUACAAACAACAGCUACAACGACGGGCUACAAUAGAGCCCCGAAUCUGGGGGCACGACAAACACGCAGCAGUGGUGGCAGCGCAAGCACCAAUACCAACACAGCUAGCAAUAAUACAGAUUACAAUAUUGGUGUACAUCAACAUCAGCAGCAGCAGCAUCAUCAUCAUCAUACCCAGCAUCAGCACCCACAUCAGACUUCAACAGGUGGAGCGGCAACGGCAGCCGGUACUAGUUCAGCGGCAGCAGCCGGUAUUGGAGUUGGUGGCAAUACACAAAAUUCUGCAGCUGGUCUAAAUCAUAAUUUAUUAAAUCGCACGGGUGGUGUUGUCAUAGGACCACCCCCGGGAGUACAUUCCAAUCUUCAGCAACAGCAGCAAACACAACAGCAUUCUACAAAUCAGCAUCAUACACUUAUAGCGACCACAACACAUUUUCCUCAACAGCAGCAACAUCCUACAGCCCAUUUGCUACAACAUCCCAGUCAAGGAUCUCAGGCUCAUUAUUUAAGCCAACAAACCGGACCAACCUUUUACACAGGACAUCCCCAAGCCCACUUACAAGCUCAGCCCCAACAACAGGUGCAUUUCUAUCAAACCUAUCCAGCCGGAAAUUCAGCUUCUUCGGCGGCCAUAUUAAAUUUAAACUUAAAUUCAUAUCCCACAGCAGGCAAUACAACAACGGCUGCUGCGGUGGUAGGUGGAGCUCCUCUUAUAUAUCAGGUGCAACCACCACAACAGGGAGCAUUAUUAAGUCAACAGACUACCAGCCAUCGUUAUCAUCAUCAGGUACAGCCACAGUCCGCACCACCAAAUCUGCAUCAUCAGCACCAACAACACCAGCAUCAUCAGACACAAACGCAACAUUUGCAACAGCAUCCCACAGCAAUAGAACUUACAUUGGGUGGAACACUACCGGUGGGAACACACGACACAAAUAUUGUCUAUCAGGCCACUAACUAUAGUGCCAACAGCAAUAACUCUCAUACGCAUUCCCACGCCCAUCAACAUCCCCAACAACAGCAGCAAAAUUCACACACUUUGAGACGCAGUUCACGUAGCAAAACGGGUUCUUGUGUCAGUUCUGUACAGGGCCAACAUCACGGCAGUGCGAGCAGCAGCAGUAGCAGUGGAAAUAGUAGUGGUGGUAACACUAACCAUCGCUCUGCUGCCACGAACGCAGCCAGUUUAUCCGUAGUUGUAGGCCAUCAAUUGCAACAACAACAACAGCAGCAGCAACCACCACAGGCAGCCCAUCAAUUGGCUGCUGCAGCACAUCAGCAUCAUCAAACACAUAUUGUGCAACAACAGCAACAACCACCUCCGCCGCAUCAUCAGCUAUUGGGAAGUCAUCACCAGCAUCCAGUUCAUCCACCACCCAAUCUCCAUCAUCAGCAGCAGCACCAGCAUCAUCAGACUGUAGCUACAGCUGGCGGUGCUGUUGUUGUUGCCAUAUCGCAGCAACAGCAACAACAACCGCAAAAUCAUUUAUUACACGCUCAACCACCACAUCCACACGCUUUGCCACCGCAACGUACCACCAUUGUACAGCCGGGCUUUCUCUAUAGUUAUCGUACUACAGUGGGUGCUAAUAAUAGUUCAGCAUCAACGGCUAGUGGCUUGGGAACUUCGUCGUCAUCUUCCUCAUCGGGAGCUGCUGCUGCAACUGCCACCAACAAUAUUGUUGCCACAAACGUUGUGCCCCCCACAAACACUUCAUAUCUGGCUACGCAUCAAAAUUCUAACAAAACAAGUGCCUCUGCGGAUGCCUUAAGCUAUAAUUUAAUGGCCCAACAACAGUCUAAUACAGGAUCAGUACCAUCUUUACCACCACAGCCUGUAGCACACGUCGUCAACUCUCAUUUAGCAACAGCUGCUUCUGCUGGUGGUUUAAUAAAUUCAAAUACAGCAUCGUUAUCCGUUGCUAACGCCUUGGGCAACACAACGUCUUCAAAUACCAAUAACUCCGCUACAGCAACCGGUGCAAACGUCAAUCCGGCAGCGGCUGCGAAUAGCGGAGCAGGAGGUCCCAAUAACACCGCUACAACGACGUCUUCAAAUAACACGAAUAGUAAUUCACAUGGUGAUUCGGAAAGUGAUGACAGCGAGGUGGGACGUUUGCAAGCGUUGCUUGAAGCCCGAGGUUUACCGCCUCAUCUUUUCGGCGCCCUGGGACCACGUAUGACUCACAUACUCCAUCGUACUAUAGGCAAUAGUUCAACAUCAAAGGCCCAACAAUUGUUGCAGGGCCUACAGUCACACGAUGAGAGUCAACAGCUACAGGCGGCCAUUGAAAUGUGCCAAAUGUUGGUUAUGGGCAAUGAGGAUACCUUAGCCGGUUUCCCCAUUAAACAGGUGGUGCCAGCCUUAAUCACCCUAUUACGUAUGGAACAUAAUUUCGAUAUUAUGAAUAAUGCCUGUCGCGCUUUGGCCUAUAUGCUAGAGGCAUUGCCUCGUUCAUCGGGUACGGUGGUAGAUGCUGUUCCGGUGUUUUUGGAAAAACUACAAGUUAUCCAGUGUAUGGAUGUGGCAGAGCAGAGUUUAACCGCUUUAGAAAUAUUGUCCAGACGUCAUAAUAAAGCCAUAUUGCAAGCUAAUGGUGUAUCGGCUUGUUUAACCUAUUUGGACUUUUUCUCCAUAAAUGCGCAGCGUGCAGCUUUAGCCAUAACAGCCAAUUGUUGCUUGAAUCUGCACAAUGAAGAAUUCCACUUUGUUUCAGAAAGUUUGCCGCUGCUGGCGCGUCUUUUGGCCCAACAGGAUAAGAAAUGUGUGGAGAGUGUUUGUUCGGCUUUCUGUCGUUUGGUAGAAAGUUUCCAACAUGAUCCCAAACGUUUGCAGGAAAUAGCUAGCAAAGAGUUGCUAAAGAACUGCCAACAACUAUUGGUGGUUACACCAGCCUUAUUAAAUUCUGGCACCUUUACCGCUGUAGUGCGCAUGCUGAGUUUAAUGUGUGCCAACUGCCCUGAUUUGGCCAUUUCAUUAUUGAAAAGUGAUAUUGCCUCGACUUUAUUGUAUUUACUAACUGGAAAUGCCGAUCCUCUACCUAAAUCAGCUUCUACCCACGUAGAGCUUAUAUCGCGAUCUCCUUCGGAAUUAUAUGAAAUUACUUGUUUAAUAGGUGAACUUAUGCCACGUUUGCCCACAGAUGGUAUAUUUGUGGUGGAUGCUUUACUCGAUCGUCCUACUAUAAAUACCCAAGAUCAAGUGCAAUGGCAAUGGCGUGAUGAUAGAGGAACUUGGCACAACUAUUCCACCAUUGAUUCGCGUAUGAUUGAGGCUGCUCAUGUGAAUUCGGAAGAUGAAUUCAGUUUAAGUACUUUGGGUAGAACUUAUACAGUGGAUUUUCACUCUAUGCAACAGAUUAAUGAAGAUACUGGCACCAAUAGACCGGUACAGAGGAAGAUAAAUCCCAACUAUCGACCAACAGCAAACACUAGUGCAACGACGGGUCAGGAUUUGUCAGCAUCGGCUGUGGCUUCGGCUAUUACGGCAUUAAGCACCACGGUAACUGCCACAGCUACUGGUGGCUCUACACCUUCGGGUUCACAAAAACGCAGGGCUUCUGUUGAUGCCCGUAUUGCUUGUCUGAAGGAGGAGCGUGGCUUAGCUGCUGAAUUUAUUAAGAAUCUUUUCAAUGUCUUAUAUGAGGUCUACAGUUCGUCGGCAGGACCUAAUGUUCGUUACAAAUGCUUAAGAGCCCUACUACGCAUGGUUUACUAUGCCUCAUCGGAAUUGUUAAGUGAAGUUUUGAAAUACCAAUUGGUCUCCAGUCACAUUGCCGGCAUGCUGGGCAGCAAUGAUUUACGCAUAGUGGUGGGAGCUCUGCAAAUGGCUGAAAUUCUUAUGCAAAAGUUGCCCGAAAUAUUUGGCACGCAUUUCAGACGCGAGGGUGUUAUCUAUCAAAUCACUCAACUUACCGAUCCCAAUCAUCCAAUAUGUGCUAAUCCUUCCCCCAAACCGUUGGCCACGAACAUGUCUGCCAGUGGUUCACAAAGUGCACCAGCUUCGGCUUCAAGUUUACAGGUCAAUCCAUUCUUUAUGGAUAAUGUACCACCACAACCGGGCAGUACCUCAGCUUCGGGUACUCCAAAUACCUCAAAGCCACAUCACCAACAUCCCUAUACCAUGAAGACAUUCUCACAUGCCAUGAAUGCUCUGACAGCGGCAGCAGCACAACAGGGCACCUCGCCCUCCGGAUCAUCCAGUAAUUCACAAAAAUUACCCACAUCCAUGGCCAUGAAUAUUAAUACCUCAGGCGGAUCGUCAGCGGCACAAAAUCCCAACAAUGAGAUGCCACAAUAUCACUACAGUUCAUCGGCACCAGCCCACACCCACAUGGGAAAUCCACAACAGCAACAACAAAACUUCUUUGUGUACACUACAUCGCCGCAGCAGCAACAACAGCCACCCUUGCCACCGCCUGGUACAGAGUAUGUAGCCUACAAUCAGUUACCACCACCGCCACCGCCCUCAACGCACUACGCAGCAGCAUCUGGAGCACAACAACAACAGUAUCAUUCAAUGCCUUCUUCGUCAGCGUCCGCACAAGGACAACAGAAUGUUAACACAACGCCCGGUACUUCUUCGACUAGUGGCGGCGCUUCAUCCUCGUCGUCAUCAGCACUACAAAAUAAAAUGAGUGAUAUGCUUAAACGUAAGGUCCCACCGAAAAGAAAAUCACAAUCUACCACCCGUUCAAAAUCUCGGCAAGAAGAUCAAACCUCCUCGUCAACUUCAACGUCCAAUGCACAGGCUGCUUCAUCAUCGUCCACAGUGCAUGAGUUGCUUAGCAGAGCUACUAGUUUGGGAGGAGGAUCAACUGGUUCGGGUUCGGCAGGUCGCAGUACACCUAGUACUUCUUCAAAGGUACGUUUUAGUGGUGGUCAUCACAGUUCUUCGUCCGGACAACAGUCAUCGAAGACAUCAUCGUUUUUGGCCUCCCUCAAUCCGGCUAGAUGGGGACGUCAAGGAUCUCAUCAUAGUUCGUCUUCAGCAGCCAGUAACUCAGGUUUUACCAAAGAUUCUACCAGCAGCAGUAGUACAACAUCAUCACAUCAUAAUCACAGCCAUCCAAAUAGCAGCGCCGGUUCCAGUGCAGGUCACUCUAUGGCCGGUUGUUCCUCAUUGGCUGCACAAAAUAUCAGCAAAAGUAUAUCACAAGCUAAUCUUAUAGCAGCUGGUAAUCGUGAAAAAGCCCGCCAAUGGAUACGCGAACAAGCCAUUUCGUUUAUCAAGCGCUAUGCUGCACAAGACACCAAGCCGGGUGCUACGGCUGAUGGUUCAGCCUCAACAAAUGUCCUGCAGCGUCUGACGUCGGUUAUAAGCAAAUUGAAUGGUGGUUUUUCAGAUGUCUUGGAGGCUUUGCUUGAAUUGAAGACAAUUCUCUUGGAGAGUGACAUUUCGCCAUUUGAAGUCAAUCAUUCGGGUCUUAUUAAAGCAAUGCUUAACUUUAUGACAGCCGAAGAGGGCAUAGUAGAACGUGAUGCCAGAUUGAGAGCAUUUAUGCAUGUUUUUGCCGGUUUACCGCUAGAACCCAUGGUUAAGGUGGGCAUUUUACCCAACAUAGAUGCGUCUGCCUUUGGCGCCUUUGUAUCGAAAUUAAAUGCCUGUGUUACACAACUAGAACAAUUCCCGGUUAAAGUGCAUGACUUCCCCGCUGGACCCGGUGGAGGUCGUUCAAAUACAAGUGCUUUGAAAUUCUUUAAUACCCAUCAACUAAAGUGUAACUUACAACGUCAUCCGGAUUGCAAUAAUUUACGUCAAUGGAAAGGUGGCACCGUUAAAAUCGAUCCCUUAGCUAUGGUACAGGCCAUUGAGCGUUAUUUAGUGGUGCGUGGCUUUGGUGGCAUACGUGGCGACUCCGAUGAUGAUUCCGAAGAAGAUAUGGAUGAUAAUGUGGCCGCUGUGGUAAUGUCACAAAGUGGCUUUAAGCACAAGCUACAAUUUCUUAUAGGAGAACAUGUCUUACCCUACAACAUGACUGUUUAUCAAGCGGUUAAGCAAUUCUCACCUUUGGUCAAUGAUCAAUCGGAAACAGACACUGAUACUGAGACACCUUUAGGCAACGCCAGCAUAUGGGUCCAACAGCACACAAUAUAUUAUCGUCCGGUAGAAGAAGAACCUGUGGCUGCCACCUCUAGCAGUAGUAUCAAUAAUAAAUCAAAUAUACCAGGAGCUGGUACUUCAUCAUCUAUACACAAUGGUGCUAUGGUUGCUUCGGGUUCUACCACUGGAGGUCCCUCCACCUCUGUGGGCAAGAAAUCCAAUAAAUCCUCUUCAAAACUAUUGCGCAAGAAAACGGAAUUAUGGCACGAAGGUAUUGCACCCGCUGUGGUGUCUGCUCUUAAACCAUUCCUUACCAAUACACUGCCCGCCGAUGUGGUUACAAGCGUACAAGAUGCUUCACUCGAUGCCCUCUGUAUGUUGCGCAUAAUCAAUGCUUUGAAUCGUCACUGGGAGCAUUUGUACGGUUGUGUACACCGUCAAUCGAUUAUACCACAGUCUGAAUUCAUUCAUCCGAAAAUAACAGCUAAAGCCAAUCGUCAACUACAAGAUCCUUUGGUUAUAAUCACUGGUAAUCUGCCACAAUGGUUGCCACAAAUUGGUAUGGCCUGUCCCUUCUUGUUUCCUUUCGAAACCAGACAUUUGCUCUUCUAUGCCACUAGCUUCGAUAGAGAUCGUGCUUUACAGCGUCUUUUGGAUACAACACCUGAUCUAAAUUCCGCCGAAUCAUCGGAAAGAGUGGCUCCACGCUUAGAUCGACGCAAGCGGGCCAUUUCGCGUCAGGAGAUUUUGAAACAAGCUGAACAUCUUAUACAAGAUUUUGGUCACUCCAAGGCUUUGUUAGAGAUACAAUAUGAAAACGAGGUGGGUACUGGUUUGGGUCCAACUUUAGAAUUCUACGCUUUAGUUUCAGCUGAAUUACAACGCAGCGAUUUGGGUCUUUGGAAUGGCAGCGAUAGUUACAAACAGAACUCUGCCAAUAUAGUAGAUGUGGUCAAAUCUACCAGUGCCACUUUACAUAUAGACGAAUCCCAAGAUACCAAUUCACAAUCGGGUGAUACUAAUAUCACUACAACAACCAAUACUACAGCAAGUCCAAAUACCGCCUCAACACGUAACGCUAGUCGUAAUAAUCGUGAGAGUUUAGGAGUAGCAACACGCAGCAGUUUGGUAGCCACAAAUAAUUCUAUAAAUAACCAACAACAGCAGCAGCAACAGCAUUCACCUCAGGCUGGUGAAGAUGCCUUAGACAUGCUAAUCGAACAGCAGGGUGAUUUAAUAGAUCAACAUACAGGCGGAGAUCCUUCUAUGCCCUUGUUAGAUAAUCCUAUAGCAGUCACUACCGCCACCACACCAGUCUUACAGGUUAAUAACACUCCUCAUCAAGCAAAUGUGACAUAUGUGAAUACGGUUCAUGGUCUAUUCCCCUUGCCAUUGGGCAAAUCUUCAAAAUUGCCACAUGUCUCGAAAGUUAAAUCGAAAUUUAAGUUCUUGGGCAAAUUUAUGGCCAAGGCCGUUAUGGAUAGCAGAAUGCUGGAUUUACCAUUUUCUAUACCAUUCUAUCGUUGGAUUUUGAAUGAAGAACAUUCAGUGGGUUUAGCCGAUCUAUCACGUGUUGCACCCGAAGUGCAAAGCACUUUGGUGCGUUUACAGGAUGUGGUACAUCAACGUGAAAUGAUUUUAGCCGAUACUAGUUUAGAUGCUAUGGAAAAGACUGAAAAGAUUGAAUCCUUGGAUUUGGAUGGUUGUCCCAUAGCCGAUUUAGGUUUAGAUUUUAUUUUACCCGGUCAUGCCAAUAUUGAAUUGUGUCGUGGCGGUCGUGAUACUCCAGUAACUGUACAUAAUUUACAUCAAUAUAUUAGUUUAGUUACAUAUUGGUUCCUUGUUGAAGGUGUACAAAAACAAUUUGAAGCUCUUAAAGAAGGUUUCGAUUCAGUUUUUCCUACACAUCGUUUACGCAUGUUCUACCCCGAAGAAUUGGAGAAUGUUUUCUGUGGCAGUGUUAACGGUACCUAUCAACGUUGGGAUGUUAAAAUGCUUCAAGAUAGCUGUCGUACCGAUCAUGGUUUCAAUCAAGAUUCUCAAGCCAUACAAUUCCUUUACGAAAUACUCUCAACGUAUACACGUGAGGAACAACGUCUAUUUUUGCAAUUUGUAACGGGUUCACCACGUCUACCCACUGGCGGUUUUAAAUCACUAACACCACCACUAACUAUAGUACGUAAGACAUUAGAUGCCAAUCAAAAUCCCAACGAUUAUUUACCCUCGGUUAUGACAUGUGUUAACUAUUUGAAAUUACCCGAAUAUUCGAGUCGUGAGGUGAUGAGACAAAAACUUAAAAUGGCCGCCAAUGAGGGUAGUAUGUCGUUCCAUUUGUCUUAAAUUUAGAAAAUUUGGAAAUGAAUAAGCAAUAUGCGCACAUAGAAGACGACUACGACGAAGAUGAUGAAGAAAGAGUAUUGUUUUAAAGACAUGCAAUUAAACUAGUAAACAAACAUACAUUUGUAUUUUUGGUUCUGCUAUAGAGUUUAAAGAAUAUAAGAAGUUAGUUUAGUUAUUUGAAAAAAAAUAUAUGUACGAAAAAGAAAUAUAAUAACAAAUAAUGGUGAUAAUUUAUAUGAUUUAAAUAAUUAUUUUUUUUUUAAUUUUUAUUUUCUAAUUGUAUUAUUUGUAAGAAAUGGUGAUGUUGCUGUUAGAGCAAAUUUAUAUAAAAGAAAUAAAAAAAAAAAACAAAAACAAAAACAAAUCAUUAAAACAAACUGCUAAACAAAAAACAAGAAAUAUUCAAACAAAAGAAAAUAUAUGAAUAAAUAUAAAUAUAAAAUUAAAUUUAAAUGAAAUUCAUAAUUAAUUAAAUUGCUCCUCUUUCCUCCCCCCCUACACACACUUACAUAAUUAAUAAAUAAAAUAAAAUAAAAUAAACUUAAAUUUGAAAUAAAAUUGAAUAAAAAACCAUUAAUUAAUAUAGAAUUAAUAAAAACCAGAAACGUAAACAAUUUUAUGCAUAAAACCUAAAAUUAAUUUAAAACCUUAAACUGAAAUAAUAAGUUUUCGUUAAAAUAACUUAUUUUUUUUUUAAUAAAAACGCUUGUUUUUCUAACUGCAAGCAUUCUGUGUAAAAGGUAUAAAUGCAACUGAAAAAAACCUUAAAUAUUCUCUUAAUUAAAUAUUUUAUGGUCUUUAUGUAACAAAU